This is a messenger RNA of Seminavis robusta, 2202 nucleotides long. The record is from the annotation of a GenBank genome assembly. NCBI's taxonomy places the organism in Eukaryota, Bacillariophyta, Bacillariophyceae, Naviculales, Naviculaceae.
AUGGAGAUUCCAUCCAUCAGUGGCACAUCUACGUCUUCUCAACUGGAUGCUACUCUUGAUACAAGUCCCUUGUUCUCUAGAACUGUACCAGCCACGGAUGGAGAUGCAUUGGCUGCUGCUGUCUACCUAAAGUCCCUCAAUGUCACACACGUUGGCUGCUUCUAUAUCAAUGAUGCAUGGGGUUUUGCCUAUCAAGCAGAUCUACAAAGGCAAGCUAGCAAGGCAGGAAUGAAGAUCAUCAGUGUGCCUUACUUACCUACCACAGACAGUGCUGGCCAGACCUACCCUGACAUUGAAGCUGCAAUGGAGAAAUUGGCACAACACGAUUUGAGAUACUAUGUAUUGCUCAUGUACUCGGGGCAUUGGAAACCAGUCUUUAGAGCAGCCAUUCAAAGAGGAAUCAUGGGAAUGCCAGGUUACACUUGGUUCCUGGCUGAUUCCAACUACUUCUUCAACAACGAAUUAGCUCUAGACAGAGAAACAGAGUCAGACUUGGCCCAAGGAUUGAAUGGAAUGGGAGUGCUCAACCUAGGUCUGGAACCACAUCCUUCUUUGACCGAUGCUAUGCAACAAUUCAGUUCCGACACAGCGCUGCAAGAAGAGUUUUACUCCAAACAAGCCUAUCCCGAGCGAUUCCAUAACCAAUCACAUUUUCAUCAACUUGUCACGGACGGAUAUCCUGGAGCGGAUCUAUACUUUCAGGCAAACUACCACGCUGUCAUGGCAUUGGGGCUGGCUGCUUGUCAAACUCCAGGGCUCUUUCGAGGGCCGGACUUGGAUCAAACUCUACGACAGCUCGAGUUCAAUGGAACCUCUGGAAUGGUUCGUUUUCAUCCCAUUACGGGAACUCGAUUGCCAACGUCGGUGCAGUACACCAUGACCUCCCUGGUACUUUCAGACGAAAAGUCAACAGAAACAGAAAUCAAACUGGAUCACUUUCUGGCAGCAACCAUACGAUCCAGCAGCACAAAUGACCAAAUGGUUGUAGUUCCCGCAGCAGGCAAUCCCUUUCGUUAUUCCGACAAUACCACCAUCCCGCCCAUGGCGCUGCCUCCCAUUGCCGGCGAACAUCUCAAGGUUAUUUCCUCUUCAGCUCAAGUGGUCGCAUGGAUCAUGGCAUCGGCCACGAUUGCUCUGGCCCUUGUCUUCCUCGGUGGGACUUGGUGCUACAAAAAUCGAACAGUAUUUCGAGCGGCGCAGCCGAUCUUCCUUGCCCAGCUGUGUGUGGGCAUCAUCAUCAUGGUGACCAGCGUCUAUCCCAUGAGCUACAAUGGUGUCCCGGAUCCUAAUGGUAAUGCAGGGGCGGACCUCGCUUGCAUGAUUACCCCGUGGUUGUUUGUCGUGGGAUACACCAUUGCCAUCUCGGCGUUGAUGGCCAAAGCUUGGCGAUUGAGCAAACUGAUACUUUCUGGGAGGGGAAUGAAAAGAAUCACCGUACACGCCCAAGAUGUGCUGCUGCCAUUCAUGCUGCUCAUGACGCUCAAUGUAGGAAUUCUUACGGCAUGGACUGUGGUGGCACCGUUGACUUACCAACGAGUAUGGCUUGAGGACCAUAUCGACUUUUACGGUCGUCGUGUCGAGUCCUACGCUAUAUGCCAGACCGAACAACAAUCCACUGGGCGCGGCGAUGACGACAGCAGCAGCAGUGUCUCAUCUUCGGGUCCUUUUCUGAUUUCACUGGCGGUAUUGAAUUUAGGUGCCGUGUUCGUAGCUCUCUACCAAUGUUACGUUGCCAGGGCACUCCCCACGAGCUUCUCCGAAUCCAAGUACCUAACGCUGUCAAUCGCCAGUAUCUUUGAGACUCUGUGCAUCGGAGCUCCCUUUUUGUUUCUGGUUCCCACCGACACGGAUCCCUCGGCUCACUUUUCCAUCCAAUCGAGUCUUGUCUGCAUAAUUGGAACGACUAUUCUCUUGCUUCUAUUUCUGCCCAAGUUCAGCGAACGAAAUCAAGCACUAGGUGGUGCUGCCGCCAGUGGACCCUCAGGUCGAGCACAAACGGCAAUGAUCUCAAAUGCGUCCCUUCACAGCACAAGAUCCUACAACAACAAGAGUCAUCGUAUCAGCGGUCUCAACGGUCUCGGCAACUCUCGUGCGGUCGAUCGCUCUGGGCUUGACAGCGGAAGUGUAAGAGGUUCUGCCCAUUCCUUAUUCGAAGACGAAAGAUAUCUUCCGCAGGGCUUCAUGAUGAUUCAUAGAACGUAA